Molecule: messenger RNA, 1201 nt
Organism: Hippocampus comes (tiger tail seahorse)
Lineage: Eukaryota; Metazoa; Chordata; Actinopteri; Syngnathiformes; Syngnathidae
Gene: gpsm3
Product: G protein signaling modulator 3
Exons: 5
Coding region: 277-1011 (244 amino acids)
Biological process (GO): regulation of inflammatory response
Molecular function (GO): GTPase regulator activity; protein binding
Source: RefSeq, a predicted model, not a curated record
ACCACAGAGCUGUCAGAAGAAGCUCUGGUGCUUGUUUCAACACGACUGGAGGAGCUCACCUCCUCUGAAACGCAACGCCUUCGUGACCUCAUCGAGGCCCAGCAGGAGGAGGAAGACCAGGCCAGGAGGAGGAGGAGGAGGAGCCGUUUCUCGCUUCUGCUUUUGUUUGACUGCUUCUCCGCCAUCCACAUUCAAACAGGGGGGUGGGCACACGGGUGGCCGCGGGAGUGGGCUGUGUGCAGCUCAAAGAGGAAGACACACGAGUGCUCGAAAUUGAUGGCGAGCGCCGAGCUGAACGGGCACACGACCCAAGGUGCGGCCCCGAUGGAGGCUGCUGAAAAAGCCAGGAAUGAAGAUGGCGCAGCUGCUGAGAAGACUUUAAAUGAUGAGGAUGAAGAGGAUGAGGAAGCGCACGCGCAGGAGGGAAGCCCCGAUAUUCAGCGUCACUUGUUAGAUAUCUAUGCGGAGGAUGUGCAACAGGCCGGCCUCCCGCCGUCAGAUUUCCCAGAGUCGCUGUACGAGCUGCUGUGCACGCUGCAGGAGGGCCGCCGGCUCAACGACCAGCGCUGCUCCUUCAUGCUGGAUGGCGGCAUGAGGAGGCGAUGCCACUCCGAGCCCAACGCCGCCAAGCCUUCGCACAGGGUGAUCUUCUCAUCCAUGACGUCGCUGCAGCGCGAGGAGUUUUUCGAACUGGUGGCCAGGGCGCAGGCACGCCGCCUGGAUGAGCAGCGGGCGCAGCUGCAAAGGUCGCCUCGGGGCAAGCGGAAAGGCCGAAGCUUCCGAGGAAGUCUCAAGCAACUCUCGUUGGCCAGGAGAGCCCCCAAGAUGCCCGCCAAGGAGGAGCUCUACGACAUGAUCCUCACCACGCAGGCUCAAGGCAGGCUGGAGGAACAGCGUAGCCGGGCUCCGGGCCCCAUGGAUGACGACGACUUCUUCUCGCUGCUGCUGAGGGUCCAGGGUGGACGCAUGGACGAGCAGAGGACUGAACUGCCUUGCAUCCUGCAAACAUGACCACCAGGACGAUGACAACAGCAACAAAAAGAGCUUGAAAUGUGAAAAAAAAGUUUUGAAAUUUGCGUUUUGCUUGCUUAAAGUUGCACACCUUCUUGAAUGUCUGCUUGAGGUGGGGGUGGGGGGGGACUUGUGUUUGAUGACUGGGAUUGUUCUCAGCCUAACAUUUCAUUAAAGGAAAAGUGCAUCC